CUUGGCCCGGAGACUCAGAGUCGCCCUGGAGAAUUGCAAAGCGGCGGCCCUGCGCUGUCUUCUUCCAUAUUCUCACGCACCAUCCCGACUCUUGGUUCUCCAUGGAAGACUCGGCUUCCACGCAGCAAGAAAAAGAAAACCAAGUCCCGGCGGAGGCAGGACAGCCAUGGGGAGGCAAGACAGCAGCUUCUUCCCAGUCUUCUGUGCCUGAGUCGUCUGAGCCCGUGGAGGCGAAGCAGGGGCCAGACACGCGUCCCCAGCCUAGAAGCAGUUCUCCUUAUAGCUCCGCAGCUGACCCCACGGGGCCAGGAGCAUCACCUUCCCCUCGCCCUCCACAGGAGCCCUCGCCCGCUGCUUCUCCCCUAGCUGUGGCCAGACAGGAUCUCGUGAUCCCUCCUCCGUCAGACAGGACGCCUGGUGUGAUUCCUGAUGCUAGACCGCCUCCUUCGGAUGCUUCGGAACAAUCUUCUGAUCAAAGAGAAUCAACUCCUCACCACACAAACCAAGCAGAGGGAGAUGCUUUUCAACAGUCGCAGCAACCCAAACCUUGCCUGUAUGGACCUAGGGACGUGAGCCGUCAAAACUCUAAACACAAGGAGCUGAGAUUUGACAUUUUUCAGAAGGAAAACUCAAGCAGUGACUCUGAUUCAGACCAGCCUGCAACCAGGGCCUUGGAAACCUCACCCAGCGAGCUUGAGACCGCCAUCCAGAAUGCUAAGGCCUACCUGCUGAAGACCAGUAGCAAGUCGGGCCUAAACCUAUAUGAUCAUCUUUCUAAUAUGUUGACCAAGAUAUUAGAUGAGCGUCCUGAAAAUGCUGUCGAUAUCAUUGAAAAUAUUAGCCAAGAUGUGAAGAUGGCACAUUUUAGUAAAAAAUUAGAUACACUCCAAAAUGAGAAUGAAAUGCUUCCAACUUAUGAAAUAGCAGAGACGCAAAAGGCUCUUUUUCUCCAGGGACAUUUGGAAGGAGUUGACCAAGAACUGGAAGAUGAAAUAGCCGAAAACUCUCUUCCAAAUGUAAUGGAGUCAGCUUUUUAUUUUGAACAAGCUGGAGUUGGUUUGGGCACAGAUGAGACUUUCCGCAUAUUGCUUGCCCUCAAGCAGCUUACUGACACCCACCCAGUCCAAAGAUGCCGCUUCUGGGGCAAGAUCUUGGGUCUGGAAAGGAACUAUAUUGUAGCUGAAGUGGAGUUUCGUGAGGGGGAAGAUGAAGAGGAAGUGGAAGAGGAAGAUGUAGCUGAAGAGAGGGGCGAGAGAGACAGUGAAGCUGAUGGUGACCAGGAGGAUGAAUUGCCAAAAUCCUUUCACAAAGCCCCACAGCCUGUCCCAAAAGAAGAGAGUGGAACAGGUGCCAACAAAUAUGUCUAUUUUGUUUGCAAUGAACCUGGAAGACCAUGGUUGAAGCUACCCUCGGUUACACCUGCACAAAUUGUUAUUGCAAGAAAAAUCAAGAAAUUUUUCACUGGGCAAUUGGACGCUCCCAUCAUCAGCUAUCCACCUUUCCCAGGAAACGAGAGCAAUUAUUUACGAGCACAAAUUGCCCGGAUUUCAGCAGGAACCCACAUUAGUCCUCUAGGAUUCUAUCAGUUUGGUGAAGAGGAAGGGGAAGAGGAGGAAGAGGUGGAGGGUGGACGAGGUGGCUUUGAGGAAAACCCUGAUUUUGAAGGCCUCCAUGUGACUGAUCUGGUGGAAUCCCUCUCCAAUUGGGUUCAUCACUCUCAGCAUAUUCUCUCUCAGGGUCGCUGUCAUUGGUUCAACCCCAUACCAAAAAAUGAGGAAGAAGAAGAGGAAGAAGAUGAACAAAAAGAAGAAGAAAAAGUAGAAGAGCCUGACUACAUAGAACAGGAAGUGGGACCUCCUCUCCUGACACCAAUCUCUGAAGAUUUAGAAAUUGAGAAUAUGCCCCCUUGGACACCACGGCUGGCCUCCAAUCUUAUUCCACAGUAUGCGAUAGCAGUCCUUCGAUCCAACCUUUGGCCUGGAGCAUAUGCCUUUUCAAAUGGCAAAAAGUUUGAAAAUCUCUACAUAGGCUGGGGUCAUAAGUAUAGUCCAGACAAUUAUACACCCCCAGUUCCACCACCAGUUUACCAAGAAUAUCCCAGCAGACCAGAAAUCACAGAAAUGGAUGACCCCAGUGUGGAAGAGGAGCAGGCUUUCAGGGCUGCACAAGAAGCAGUUCUACUUGCAGCUGAGAAUGAAGAAACUGAGGAAGAUGAAGAUGAGGAAGAUGAUUAUGAAGAAUAAGCACAGAAUUAGCUGUUUUAUGUGGCAUGAUACACACGUACCCUUUAUGUGGGACUGAUUUUAUGUGUAUAUAUAGAUAUACAUACACAUCUGCUAAUACAAGAAAUUGUUCAUCUGUAAAAUGUCAUUAUUGAAAAUAUCAAACUUACAAUUUCACAUUCUAUUAAAUGUGUAUAGAAAGAUGUCUAAUAGAGGCUAAAGUGACAUUGUCAAGUCACUUUCUGAUGGUUGUGGAUAAUGAAAUAUAUAUUUGUGUAUUCUUGUUUUA
Molecule: messenger RNA, 2511 nt
Organism: Carlito syrichta (Philippine tarsier)
Lineage: Eukaryota; Metazoa; Chordata; Mammalia; Primates; Tarsiidae
Gene: RSPH4A
Product: radial spoke head 4 homolog A
Exons: 6
Coding region: 102-2243 (713 amino acids)
Biological process (GO): cilium movement involved in cell motility; cilium assembly; axoneme assembly
Cellular component (GO): axoneme; radial spoke
Source: RefSeq, a predicted model, not a curated record